CGGGAAGUGUUUGAUAACAGGAAGUGUCUUCAUGGAAGUGGGAACUUAUUAAUACUGUUCAUGUUUCGUGCAGAACUUCACCCUCGAACCCUAGUUCUUCUUCUUCUCUUCGUUCCCAUCUUCUUAUCUUCAGCGGCUGAGCACCCCUCUUUUCGGAGCACGACCCCUCUCUUCUGUUCUUAGCGUUCAGCCGCUGAGCCACCCCUCUCUUCGCAGCACGCCACUAUCUCAGGCAGACUCCUCUCUUCACACGCAGCCCUCGAUAGGAUUUACUCAGCUGUUCUUGACCUCUGGUCCUUGCUAUUGAUCUUGAGUGAGGGACGGAGGGAAAUGCAUUAGGGUUUUGGUGGGGAGGGCGGGAGGGAGCACAAGAUCACCCUACACCAUUUUUAAACCUGCUUUCAUCGUCAUCAGAAAAACCCUAGUUGUUGAAUUGAAGAUGGACAAGAGCAUGCUUGGAGAUCUGGACUCUAUGGGAGAAGAGGACAAGCUCAGAAUGACCACCAUGAUCGAACAGCUACAAAUCCGUGACAGUCUGAGAAUGUACAAUUCCUUGGUGGAGAGAUGCUUUAAUGACUGCAUUGAUACCUUCCGUCGCAAGUCCCUUGACAAGCAAGAGGACACAUGCGUCCGCCGUUGUGCUGAGAAAUUCUUAAAGCACUCCAUGAGGGUUGGCCUGAGGUUUGCUGAGCUGAACCAAGGCACAGCCACACCUGAUUAAUUCUCUUGAUUUUUUUUUUUUUGUUCGUUUUUUUUUUUUUUCUUUUUGGGGAUAUUUAGGCUCGAUAAAUUUCUGAUGUGGGUUUUGAGUUGUGAAGGUGGUCUUUCUCAACCCUUCAUUGGGGGGAAAUUUUCCAUAGCCAUUGAAAGAUAAAGAUUGGAGAACUAGCGUCAGUUUCGUCCAUGGAAUUGGACAGUAGAAGUCUUAUGUUCAGGAGUUUAAUUGCCAAGGAUUGGUAGCCAUUUUGUUUGCUA
Molecule: messenger RNA, 975 nt
Organism: Amborella trichopoda
Lineage: Eukaryota; Viridiplantae; Streptophyta; Magnoliopsida; Amborellales; Amborellaceae
Gene: TIM9
Product: Tim10/DDP family zinc finger protein
Source: RefSeq, a predicted model, not a curated record